GCAGUGUGUACUGUUGCUCGGCAACUGGGACGCGCUUCGUCUAGGGCCUCUUAAUCCUCUCAGCUCUCAACAUCUGAGCUGAAUACUUUUUUAAAAUUGUGUUUUAUUUAGUUUUUUUCUGCAAUGGCCGUAAGAGAGAAAGAGAAGCCGAAUAUGGUCCACCAGGACGCCAUUUUUGUUGAAACAGUCAUGAAGGAGAAGAGACUCCAGAUACUGAAGACGGUGUUCAAAGUCAAUCCCUACAGGAAAAUCCAUGUGCUGGCAGAGAAACCCAUGUCUAGAAAACCACCUGAAGUCAGCUUAGAUAACACUGAAUACAUUGACUAUUACCGCAAGGCCCAACAGGAACCCUCCAAAAAAUACCCGAUGCCACAGACUGAGAGUCAGGAGAUCGGGUGGUGGUCAACUCCACUGAUUUCACAAAACCGCAACGACAGGAGGCUUUUUUCCCAGCGAGUCAGCUCUGAUGUCACCAAACACAAAGAGUUGUUCUUGCGUACAAAUAGAUCUGUGAUGGUCUCUGACGAUGCCUCAAAGCAUUAAAGUAUGGAGGAUGAAACUUUAUGAAGUGUGAGCACAUUAAAGAAGAACUGGGAAGUAA
Molecule: messenger RNA, 601 nt
Organism: Notolabrus celidotus (New Zealand spotty)
Lineage: Eukaryota; Metazoa; Chordata; Actinopteri; Labriformes; Labridae
Gene: cfap144
Product: family with sequence similarity 183 member A
Exons: 4
Coding region: 124-543 (139 amino acids)
Cellular component (GO): ciliary base
Source: RefSeq, a predicted model, not a curated record